UCUCACAAAAGCAAAAGAGUUUUCUUUACUUCUCUAUAAAGAUAAAUAGUAGUAUAGGUAUAUACGGACACACACAGACGAACUAAAUUUUGUUCAUUACCAGGAGCAGCGAUUGUAAGAAUUAAAAUGGCAACAACCAGCGCUUACUGUUGUAUGCUUCCUUCUACUUAUUCUUCAUUUUCUCUUCGUAAGUUGUAUACUUCAAGGAACUCCACAGCAGCAACAGUGGGUUUGCUUUCUUUUGCGCCAAACUCCCACGUCUCAACCUCUCUCCAAACAAGCUUUAUCGCCAUCUCUAUCAGGCAAAAGCCUUUUAGGAAUUCACUUCGAGUGAGAUCAGUAGUUGCUCCAGCAGAAGAUGUUGCUGGAUUUGAUGAUAUGGUUUCUGGGACGCAAAGGAAGUAUUACAUGCUUGGCGGAAAGGGGGGAGUAGGAAAGACAAGUUGUGCUGCUUCACUUGCUGUGAAAUUUGCAAACAAUGGGCACCCCACUUUAGUAGUGUCAACUGAUCCAGCACAUUCUUUGAGUGACUCUUUUGCACAGAAUUUAACUGGCGGGGCUCUAGUACCUGUUGAAGGACCUGAUUACCCACUGUAUGCACUUGAGAUAAACCCUGAAAAGGCUAGGGAAGAAUUUCGUUCUGCAUCUCAAAAAACUGGAGGAACUGGGGUCAAAGAUUUCAUGGAAGGCAUGGGCCUUGGAAUGCUCGUUGAACAGCUAGGGGAGUUGAAAUUGGGAGAGCUACUGGACACGCCUCCUCCUGGUUUGGAUGAAGCUAUAGCAAUUUCAAAAGUGAUGCAAUUCCUAGAAUCACCAGAAUAUAGCAUGUUCACUCGAAUAGUUUUUGAUACUGCACCUACGGGACAUACACUGCGACUCUUGUCCUUACCAGACUUCCUGGAUGCAUCCAUAGGCAAGAUAUUGAAGCUUAAACAAAAAAUAUCUUCUGCCACAUCUGCAAUCAAAUCUGUUUUUGGCCAAGAAGAAACCCGACAAGAUGCUGCUGACAAGUUGGAACGACUGAGGGAAAGGAUGAUAAAAGUGCGUGAGCUUUUUCGUGAUACAGACUCGACAGAGUUUGUCAUAGUAACAAUUCCAACGGUAAUGGCAGUCAAUGAGUCCUCUAGGUUACGGGCCUCCUUGAAAAAUGAGCAUGUUCCUGUUAAGAAGCUUAUUGUUAAUCAAAUUCUUCCUCCAUCUGUCUCUGACUGCAAGUUUUGUGCAAUGAAAAGAAAGGAUCAGGGGCGUGCUCUUGAUAUGAUAAAAAGUGAUCCGGAACUCUCCAGCUUGACAUUGAUACAAGCACCCUUAAUUGAUGUAGAGAUCAGAGGUGUUCCAGCACUUCAAUUUUUGGGGGACAUCAUAUGGAAAUGAGCUUCUGCAGAAUGACACGAGACAUGUACAGGGCAUUUCGAUCUUUUGGUUACAGUUGCUUACAAGUUAUGCACACAAAUUAAGAAUAAUUAUGUUUUAAUGAACCAGAAGUUCAAUUACACUUCAUAGCAACUUACAUGAGGAUACUUUUGCCAGUAGCAAUCAAAAGAUACAGAAGGUGAAGCCCUCAAUGCCGAUGAAUAUCGAGCAGGAAGCCAUUUAUGACAAAGAACUUGACCCUAAAAGGAAACCAUUUGAACAUGGUUUUGUUUUAGCAUGUACAAAUUGGUUAUUUGAGCUAAGGGAAUUUUGCAUACAUCUUUUAUUAAGUCAUUGAAGGAUAGAAUCAUUAUCCAUUUUGUAUGUUAUUGAAAGUACUGGGCAAUACCCUGUCAGAAAGUGCAAGGAUUGAUUUACUUUCACACUAUGAUAGAAAUGCUGAUGGAGUUUGUGAAAAUCA
Messenger RNA from Jatropha curcas, 1834 nucleotides. RefSeq names its product P-loop containing nucleoside triphosphate hydrolases superfamily protein. Gene Ontology annotation, molecular function: ATP hydrolysis activity; ATP binding. NCBI's taxonomy places the organism in Eukaryota, Viridiplantae, Streptophyta, Magnoliopsida, Malpighiales, Euphorbiaceae. Gene Ontology annotation, cellular component: GET complex. Gene Ontology annotation, biological process: tail-anchored membrane protein insertion into ER membrane. The record is from RefSeq and is a predicted model, not a curated record.